GGCAAGGGGAACAACUACUUCAGGUUAACUAGCUAGCCAUUUCACAUUGGUUACACAAAAUGAUCUGCUUUUCAUAGAGAAGUAUUCUUAGCGUGGUCAUUAAUAUAUAAACAUAAUUGUUCCCCGCAUAGGUAUUUCAUUUGGAUCAAUAAGGACAUUUUGUAUAGAAACAAGUCUUUAUUUUUCAAGAACUGGUUCACUUAUCAUAUCCUGCUGUACGCUCUGCAGAAUGAAUAUCAGCAUGGGUGCCAAAAAUAAGAAGCGAGUGGUACUUCCAAGUCGACCAGAUCCGCCCACUGUGGAGCAAAUUCUUGAGGACAUCAACAGAGCCUUUUCGAAUGAUCCAGUCUUCAACGUCCUGGGAGAUGGCAACCAAGAUACCAAAAGGGGGUCCUCAGACAAUGAAGCAGAGACAAAGUACCUUCAGAGCCGCAGGUACUUGGAGAUGAACGAGCGGCUUCAGGAGGUUAGAGGUGAACUUGUGCAGCAGAGGGAGGAACUGUGGGUGGCCAAAGAGCAGUUGGAGAAGAGUGUGGCCGAGGUCAAAGGGAGAGCCCUCUGACCAGUCUUCCCUCACACCUCAGGGCUGGGGGAGCACAUUACCUCAGCUUAAACAGAUUCAUCAGGAAUUAACUUGGCUUCCUUGAGUCAUGCCACCUCAAUCUCGCAGAGGAGGGUCUCAUAGCAGAAAAUAGAAAUUGGACACAACAGAUUGUUGUUCCGACUCAUUGGAGUUUAAAUGUGUCUCAAUAAAUUGGUGUGACUUUUCACUAAAUGUUAAAGCAAAUUAGUUGUGUAUUGUCUACAUGUUCUGUAAUGACAAUUAAUAAAAAUAAUUAUUUGUGAACAAA
Oncorhynchus keta (chum salmon) is the source of this 851-nucleotide messenger RNA. RefSeq names its product chromosome 1 C19orf25 homolog (gene c1h19orf25). Lineage: Eukaryota; Metazoa; Chordata; Actinopteri; Salmoniformes; Salmonidae. The record is from RefSeq and is a predicted model, not a curated record. The transcript has 3 exons. The coding region runs from base 230 to 562 and encodes 110 amino acids.